CCUGAGAGUUUCAACAGAGCAGGUGUUGCAGGUGUGUGUCAUCCUCCACAGUCCAAUCAGGAGGAAUUCCACCGGAGCAUCAACACCACCCAAUGAGGUUGAGCACAUUACCCUGGACCAAUCAGCUGGCAGAGGAGCCACAGUGACCACCGAGUAGGAUCUGAGUUGUAUAAAAUUGUCGCUAGAUGGCGGUUGUCACUGCUGACUACAUCGUGAUGCAGUUUGGACUUGUGGCGGAGGGCAUCUUCACUCUGGGCUAUAACUCAGAAUUGCAAGAAAAAAAAGUAUGAGUUUCAUCAGAGCAGGUGUUGCAGCUUGUUUUUCUCCAGCAUAUGGUGUCUGAGGGUCCUACAGCUAAAGAAGAUCAGUUCAUUGCAUGGCACUUAUUAAUCACAGUGGGGUCCUGCGGCUGCUGUUUCUACACUGUCAUAUGCAUAAAAGUCCUUACAUCAGAAUUGGCAAAGCCUCUGUCCGAACUCCAGUUUACUCCAAAGGGCAAUAUAGAGAAACGCAUGUUCUGUGCUGGCGGGAUGGAGAAACGAACCAGAUCUCUGCAGCAGUCAGCUGCUACUGUAGAGCUGUCAGUCUGGAGACGGGACACACGCACACAAUCAGCAUGCAGCAGCAGUGGGUAUGUGUGGCUUUACUGGCCCUCCUGACUGUCACAGUGACGCUGGCAGAUGGUGGAAAAACAGAGAAACAAGGUAAGAAAGAGCGUAAAUCGGACUGUGGCGAGUGGCAGUGGAGCGUGUGUGUGGCUAACGAGGGUGACUGCGGCCUGGGCACCAGAGAGGGCACACGCACCGGCACCGACUGUAAACAGACCAUCAAAACCCAGCGCUGCAAAAUCCCCUGCAACUGGAAAAAGCAGUUUGGAGGCGAGUGUAAGUAUGAUUUUCAAGCGUGGGGAGAGUGUGACUCGAGCACGGGAAUGAAGACACGCACCGGUGUGCUAAAGCGAGCGCUGAUGGAUGCUAACUGCCCGAACACCGUCAGCGCCACCAAACCCUGCGGCAAACCCAAGACCAAGAUACAAGAUUCACAGAAACCAAAACGGGAAGGAAAGAAGAAGGAGCGAAAGCCGACAGACUAGAGGAGAAACUCCAGCUGCAUCCUGAAGCUGCUCUCUUCUGCUCCUCAGGCAGAGACGGAUGCGAGCCGCAGAGAUCAUGCCGGAUCUUAUUUACAGUAGAAUAUUUUUAGAUCGUUUGUAGCUUUAAUUUACAGCUCAUGGAAUAAUACAGAAAUGAUAAAAGAAACAAAGUAAUUACUAAAAUCUUCUAAUGUUGCACCAGCAGUAUCAGAAUGUUUUGCUAAUGUUAUUUCUGAAUGUUCUCUAAACGUUCCAAACAUCCAGUUUUUUAAAUGUUUAAAAAAACAAACCUUUGUUGUUAAGGAUGUAUCGUUACAUUGUUACUUUUGAACGUUCUGAAACAAGAAAACAUUCCAUGAACGAUGUUCUGAAUCAACAUUCUAUUAAUGUUACUUCAAGAACUCUUAUUCAUAACUUUGCCAGAUCAUUCAGAGAAGGUUAGCUGGGCGCCUGAACAUCAGAGAUGAAUAAAAUGCGAGAUUUUAAUUCAUGAGUAUAGAUUGAAAUGAAAUGUCCUCAUCAAAUUAGAAUUUGAAUUGUAAUUUAUGAACAGAAAAGAUCCUUAUAUAAGUUGAUUGGGGGAAUUAAAUGUCCUUCCACUAAAAUGAAAUUUACUAAAUACAUUAAUACCAUAUGAUGUUUCUGAAAUAUCCUAUAAACAGAACAUAUUUAUGGAUAAUACAUACUGAGAAAUAAAGAAUUCUGCAUACUGUUCAAAUUAAGUUCAAAUUCAAAAAUUGUAAUUCUCAAUUCAGACCUGCUGGAGAAUGAAUCAAAUAAAAACACAGCUAAAGUUAAACUAAUGCUUUAUAAAUGUCAUGAAUGUAACAUCAUUUCCAGUAAAUAAAGAUGUUAAUUAUUCCUUCCCAUCA
Molecule: messenger RNA, 1965 nt
Organism: Onychostoma macrolepis
Lineage: Eukaryota; Metazoa; Chordata; Actinopteri; Cypriniformes; Cyprinidae
Gene: ptn
Product: pleiotrophin
Exons: 10
Coding region: 377-1093 (238 amino acids)
Molecular function (GO): growth factor activity
Source: RefSeq, a predicted model, not a curated record